This is a messenger RNA of Harmonia axyridis, 840 nucleotides long. Its product is annotated as myotrophin. Gene Ontology annotation, cellular component: nucleus; cytoplasm. The transcript is spliced from 3 exons. Bases 100 to 450 code for a protein of 116 amino acids. Gene Ontology annotation, biological process: regulation of barbed-end actin filament capping. The record is from RefSeq and is a predicted model, not a curated record. NCBI's taxonomy places the organism in Eukaryota, Metazoa, Arthropoda, Insecta, Coleoptera, Coccinellidae. Gene Ontology annotation, molecular function: protein binding.
UAAACGUCAGUUAAUUGCAAUAAAACAGUCAAUCUGGUACAAUAUCAAAUAUAUCCGGAGGAUAUUUUAUAGCAAUUUAAUUCGUCCAAAUAAACAAAAAUGAGCGAAUUAGUAUGGGGAAUCAAAAACGGUGACUUAGAUCAAGUGAAAGAUAUCGUUGAGAAAAAGGCUAUAAAUUUGAAUGAACAAAUCGACGGUAGGCCCCCAAUUCACUACGCUGCAGAUUACGGCCAGAAAGACGUUAUAGAAUAUCUCAUUUCUGCAGGAGCAAAUGUAAAUUCAACUGAUAAACAUGGUAUAACCCCAAUCUUAGCUGCUAUAUGGGAGGGACACAAAGAUUGUGUUAAACUCUUGCUUGACAAAGGUGCCAAAAAAGAAGGGGUGGCUCCUGACGGCAAAUCUUAUUUGGAAUCAGCUGAGCACAAUGAAAUCAAAGCACUACUAGCUUAGGAUAUAGAUUCCUAGAAAUUUCAUUCGAAUUGUAUACUUAAGAAUUUCAGGUACUAUCUGAUUUGUACUUCCGAUGGUUUUAUAAGUUGAUGAUUAUUAAUUUUAUCUUUUCGGAAGAAUCAUAAUUUUCUAAUCACUAAAAAAUUCAGAAGUAUAAUUUGUAUUAUUGAAGUUGGAAGUGAUUUUUAUAGAGUUACACUUCAUCCUUACUAUUGAGUGGUAAAAGAUCUACAUUUAUUUGAAAUCUCUUCAAAUAUUGAAAUGGCUAGUUUUGUGAGUUGAACUCAGUAUUUUCUUGUGAUUCCAUUUAUACUUUUACUUUAAAAUAUAUAAUCUGUAUAUUUUCUUUAUGACUGUAAUGGCAGGAUUAAAUAAAGAAAUUUAUUCUUU